UUGCUGACUGCAGCGCCGACGUGCCCACAAUCUGCAUAAAUUUAUGGUAGUAGAUAUGUAGUUCAUAUUUGGGGUGGCGACGAUGCAGUCACGUGAGUUGACUAAAGACGUUCCUGACAUAGAGGGUCUUCUGAAGUUAAAUCCCAGGAUCAAGCCAUUUGCCAGUGUUACACCUUCUAAACAAACAAAAGAGAACAAGCUUAAAUGGAAGAGGAAUGCAGAUAGAAAGUGUGAUAGUUGUGGAAGCUUAGCGAAGAAUUUUGAUGAUGUCAAACACACCACCUUAAGUGAAAGAGCGGCUCUGAGGGAAGCCGCUCGUUGUCUGAAAUGUGCAGAUGCUCCAUGUCAAAAAUCAUGUCCAACUCAAUUGGAUAUUAAAAGUUUCAUUACCAGUAUUUCUAACAAAAAUUAUUAUGGUGCUGCUAAAGCAAUUUUUUCAGAUAACCCCUUGGGCCUGACAUGUGGAAUGGUGUGUCCGACUAGUGACUUAUGUGUAGGAGGCUGCAACUUGCAAGCUGUAGAAGAAGGUCCUAUAAACAUAGGAGGACUUCAGCAGUUUGCCACAGAAGUGUUCAGAGCCAUGAAUAUUCCACAAAUAAGACCACCUAAUCAACACAAUGAUAACAGUGAUGCAAAAGUAGCAUUGCUUGGAUGUGGCCCUGCUUCUCUCUCCUGUGCAACAUUUCUUGCGAGACUGGGAUACACAGACAUUACAAUUUUUGAGAAGGAGAAUUAUGUGGGAGGUCUCAGUUCUUCAGAGAUCCCACAGUAUCGUUUACCAUAUCAUGUAGUUAAAUUUGAAAUAGACAUGGUGAAAGAUUUGGGCGUGCGUGUGGAAACGGGUCGAGUUCUUUCAACACGUGAUCUCUCAGUUGAGGGUUUACUGAAGGAAGAAUAUAAAGCAAUAUUUUUGGGGAUUGGGCUUCCUGAACCAAAAAUAAUCCCAGCAUUUGAAGGUUUGACUGAAGAUAUGGGUUUCUAUUCUUCAAAGUCAUUCCUGCCAUCUGUUGCUAAAGGAAGCAAAGCUGGUAUGUGCAUUUAAAUAAUGAAUCUAUUUUUGGUGGUCAGAUGCAGUUUAACAAUGCUUGGAGCAGGGGACACUGCAUUUGAUUGCGCCACUUCAGCUCUGCGGUGUGGGGCAAAGAAAGUUUUUGUUGUGUUUCGUAAAGGCUUCAGGAAUAUACGAGCAGUACCGGAGGAAGUUGAAUUAGCCUUUGAAGAAAAAUGUGAAUUCAUCCCAUUCCAGUCACCAAAGAAAGUAAUCCUUGAACAAAAUAAAAUUGUGGCAAUAGAAUUUUACAGAAUGGAACAAGAUGAAAAUGACAAAUGGGUUGAAGAUACUGAACAAAUUACAAGACUGAGAGCUAACUUUAUUAUAUCUGCUUUUGGUUCUGGAUUGUAUGACUUGGAGGUAAAGAAUGCAAUGGCACCAUUGAAUUUUAGUGAAAGUGGACUUCCAGAGGUUAAUCCUGAAACAAUGCAGAGUAGUUUGCCCAAUGUUUUCUGUGGUGGAGAUUUGGCAGGGAUUUCAGAAACAACAGUAGAAUCUGUUAAUGAUGGAAAAACUGCAUCCUGGUUCAUGCACAGGUAUCUCCAGAGUCUGGUUGGAGUGAAGGUCUCAGAAGAGCCCCAACUUCCAAUUUUCUACACUCCUAUUGAUGAUGUAGAUAUCAGUGUUGAAAUGUGUGGAAUGAAGUUCAUCAACCCAUUUGGAUUGGCAUCUGCUCCCCCAGCCACUUCCAGUGCUAUGAUUCGAAGAGCUUUUGAAGCAGGUUGGGCAUUUGCUGUAACGAAAACUUUUUCUUUAGAUAAGGAUCUUGUGACUAAUGUUUCACCAAGAAUUGUGAAAGGAACAACAUCUGGUCAUCACUAUGGUCCACAGCAGGGUUCAUUUUUGAAUAUUGAGCUUAUCUCAGAAAAGUGUUCUGAAUAUUGGUGUCAUAGUGUAAGAGAACUGAAGAAUGAUUUUCCUGACAAGAUUGUGAUUGCAAGUAUAAUGUGCUCUUACAAUGCUGCAGACUGGACAGAACUUAGCCAGAAAGCUGAAGCUUGUGGGUCAGAUGCUCUUGAACUCAACUUGUCAUGCCCACAUGGGAUGGGUGAAUCAGGCAUGGGGCUAGCAUGUGGUCAGGAUCCAGAACUUGUUCGCAACAUAUGCCAUUGGGUGAGAGCAGCCAUAAAAAUUCCAUUCUUUGUAAAAAUCACACCAAACAUCACAGACAUUUUAUCCAUAGCAAGAGCGGCUUAUGAAGGUGGAGCUAACGGUGUUUCUGCUAUUAACACUAUAUCAGGAUUAAUGGGAUUGAAAGCAGAUGGAACUCCAUGGCCUUCAGUUGGAUCCAAUAGGCUCACCACAUAUGGUGGUGUGUCAGGCAAUGCAACAAGGCCAGUUGGGUUACGUGCUGUUUCAGCAAUUGCUAAAGAGCUCAAAGGAUUUGCUAUCAUGGGAAUCGGGGGCAUCGACUCUGCUGAAGUCAGUUUGCAGUUCUUGCAUUGUGGUGCAUCAGUGUUGCAGAUUGGAAGUGCCAUACAGAACCAGGAUUUCACUCUCAUUGAUGAUUACAUUACUGGGCUUAAAGCAUUGCUUUAUCUUGAGAGUUUGGAUCAUCAUACAGGAUGGGAUGGGCAGUCACCACCGAAGGUUAAACAUCAACGAGGAAAAAUGAUCAUUGCCCUACAGGAGUUAAGAAAUGAGAAAUGGCCAUAUUUUGGGCCCUACCAAAGGCAGAGAGAAGAGACAAUUUCAGAAUUGAAAAAGCAAACAGAUUUACUGGCUGAAAAUCUGAAACCUCCACUGAGAAGUUAUCAUAAACCCACAACAAAGGUUCCUGCAGUAAAAGAUAUCAUAGGUCGAGCACUACCAAAGAUUGGACCAUUUAUGAGACUUGAUAAUGGACAACAAGUUGUGGCAGUAAUAGAUGAUGACUUGUGUAUUAACUGUGGGAAAUGCUACAUGGCAUGCAAUGAUUCUGGAUACCAAGCUAUCACCUUUGACCCAGAAACACACAUUCCAACAGUGACAGACGACUGCACAGGCUGUACUCUCUGCCUAUCUGUGUGUCCUAUAAUCGACUGUAUCAGUAUGGUUCCUCGUAUAAUUCCACAUGAAGUCAACCGUGGGGUACCAAUAUAUGGACAUGCGUAGACAGUUGUUUAAAGCUCGUAUUAUAUUUUGACGUUAAAACAAAAAGUUGAAUGCUGAUUCUGUGAUUCAUCUUAUUAUGAAGGUCUUGCUUUUAUGAAAUUAUUUAAGUUCCACUCGUCAAUGGGUAAGUUAACUAGAGCAUGUAUCAAUCACAUUGUGCUGCAAUGAGGAGCUAACGGACACACACACACACAGACAUAUAUAUAUUUUUAUAUAGCUUAAUUGGUCAUAAAACAUGUUACAAACAUAUCUUCAUAAUAUGAAUUGUUCUGAUGGGUAUGUAUUGAGAAAAUUUACUUAACAACAAUAAUUUAGUGUGAAAUUAAUAUUUGUGUUAUAUUUGCUAUAUGUAAAUGUGAAGUCUCUUUAUUAUACACCAUUUAAUCAUUCUCUAGUGUUUUCUGCCACAUAACUAUAAAUUUAAGUAGUAUAACAUCUUACACAAUACGUAGGUCAAACUUCAAAUACUUCAAUUACUUUUAAACAUAAGUGGGAUCAUGACCAGAAUUGAAAACAUGUAAAUUUUUUAAGGAUUUCAAUACCACAACCAAUCACAGUAAACUGUUUACCUCAUUUUGACACUUUUACAAACAAGCCGGGGCACAGAAUGGUUUAUCUUGACAUUUUUGUGUUAGAUAUAAAUUCAUAAUUUGUAUAUUAUAACUACAACAUAACAUUCUGAAUAAAGUGUUUAUUAAAUGGCAAACUGA
Molecule: messenger RNA, 3855 nt
Organism: Zootermopsis nevadensis
Lineage: Eukaryota; Metazoa; Arthropoda; Insecta; Blattodea; Termopsidae
Source: RefSeq, a predicted model, not a curated record